AUGACUGAUAAAAUACCGUACCAAUUGCUUGAUGUUGAUUCAGAAGAUGAUGAAUUAACAAUUCGUCUGGCUUAUCGUGAUAAAAUCUUUUUAUAUAAUAAAAAGUCAAUAGCCAAAAAAGAGUUUAUUUUAAUUAAUCGUGCCUACGAAACUCUAUCCGAUUAUGAUAAACGCAAACAUUACAAUAAUACAAAACAAUGGACAAAAGAUCUCAUGCCCAAAGAUUACACUCUUCAGCAAUUGGCCGUUGAAGAUUUGCAAUUAUUGAAAAUUAAACUACAAGAUGCCACUAUCAGAGAAGUCAAUGCUCAAGAUCCCAUUACUGGUCACACACCAUUAUAUUGUGCAGCGAGAAUCGGACAUUUAGAAGCGUGUAAAUUUCUUGUUGAAAAUGGUGCUGAACCGGAUCUUUGUCAACGAACAAAAAGUACGGCAUUGCACGCCGCCUCGUUCUUUGGUCAUCCAAAUGUUGUAAAAUAUUUACUUCAAAGUGGAGCGAGUUAUAAUGUUAAAAAUAAUUUUAAUAAUAUUCCAAAAAAUGAAACAGAUAGCCAACAAAUUGUGAAUUUAUUCACAGAAUUGGAAGAAGAUCCAUUUGUGCAAGCAUUCGCUGGAAAUUUAGAUUAUUUCAAAAACGACUAUGUCAAAUUAGAACGUCAUAUUGAUGAACAAAAUCAUCUACGUCAAACUCUAUUGAAUUGUGCAAGUAAAAAAGGUUAUUUAGAACUCGUACAAUGGCUCGUUGAUAAUGAUGCAAAUUUAGACAUUGUUGAUAAACAUUUAAAUUCACCAUUACACGUUGCAGCGUCUAAUGGACAUAGAAAAGUUGUUGAAUAUCUAUUAAAUAAAGGUGCAAAUCCAAACUUAUAUAAUAAGUGGGCAGCAACUGCCGAAGAUGAAGCAACCAAUCAUCCAGAUAUUAUUCAAUUAUUUAAAGAAAUGAAAGAAAAAAAUUCAUUUGAAAUGGCCGGGAGAGGGAAACAUGACAUGGUUUCAAUAUUAUUUUCAGAAAAAGUGUAUUAA
This is a messenger RNA of Didymodactylos carnosus, 1023 nucleotides long. The record is from the annotation of a GenBank genome assembly. Lineage: Eukaryota; Metazoa; Rotifera; Eurotatoria; Philodinida; Philodinidae.